ACUUUCAAAAAGCAGAAUAAAUGAUAAAAAUGCCUAGUUUUCAGACCGUGAAAACUCCUACAGAAAACGUCUGACCUAAAAUCUAAUUUAUCAGGUGGAUUUAAAAGUUUAUACAUUUCAUCUGGAAACAUUUAUAUCAGAUAUGUCAUAUAGGAGUCAGUUUGUUCACUUAUAUCUUCAUUCGCACCUAGAAUAUUGAAUUUUAGGACGAUAACCCUUGCUUGUCGGUAUUUUAUACGAUAAGAAUAUUUAUGAAAAAGUCUUUGCUUACCUUGAUCUGUUUUAAGAAAAACACUCCUAUGUGGCACUUUUUUGGUGAAAAGUUACGUUUUACUGACUCAGGGUGGGAAAAACUGGGGUAUAUAAAUGUGAAAUACGAUAUGAAAGGUAUUUAUUCACUCUCCUUUAAACUCCUUUACAAACAUAGUUUGGUAAACUUAUGACCACUUUUAUUCAAUUAACUGAUUCAGUACAGACCAUUUUUAUUUGAAAAUAAUUUUUGUCGUGGAAAUAUAUCAUAUGAAAACUACUAACCACUGGACUUCUAUUCAGCGAUUAUGUGCUUAAUCCAAGGUCAGAAUUUUGAAGAGUACUAAAUUAAAACAGAGCAGCGUUUUGCUGCUCCCUGCUUUCCAUGAGUUUUUAUGGUUGGCUUCAGGUGGAAAUGGAGAUAAUUUUAUGUUUUAUUACUGGAUCUUAUGAUCGUACAUGUAAAGUUUGGCAAACUGAAACUGGAUGUGAAGUAUACACACUGGAGGGACACAGAAAUGUGGUAUAUGCAAUUGCAUUUAAUUUGCCUUUCUCAGAUAAAAUUGCAACUGGUUCAUUUGAUAAAACUGCUAGAUUAUGGAGUGCUGAAACUGGUAAAUGUCAUUAUAUUCUACAAGGUCAUACAGCAGAAGUAGUUUGUAUACAAUUUAACCCAACUAGUAAUCUUAUUGCUACAGGCAGUAUGGAUACUCUCGCAAAAUUAUGGGAUGUAGAAACUGGAAGUGAAUUAGCCAGUUUAAAUGGUCACACAGCUGAAGUUAUUGCAUUACAAUUUUCUCAGUGCAAUUCAAUUACAACUUAUGGAACAUCAAGUGAAAAUAAUGGUCCUUAUGGAGAUUCUGUAUGCGGAGCAGGUAAUGGACGCCUAAUGUUAACAGGAAGCUUUGAUCAUACUGUUUGUUUAUGGGAUGUAAGAACUGGUGAACGCACACACCAUCUGAUUGGUCAUGCUGCAGAAGUCUCAGCUGCCUCAUUCACUUAUGAUACUUGUUUAGUUGCAACAGCUUCAAUGGACAAGACUGUUAGAGUGUGGGAUACUAGAACUGGUCGUCAACUACACUUGCUUACCGGUCAUCAGGAUGAAGUAUUAGAUGUAACAUUUGAUCCCAGUGGUCGACGUCUGGCUAGUGCUAGUGCUGAUGGUACUGCAAGAGUAUGGAAUGUUGGUAUAAGUGGAGAGACAAAAAGUGCAAAAUUCCUGUCUACACUUAUAGGACAUGAAGGCGAAGUUAGCAAAGUAUGUUUUAAUUCACCUGGUAGUCUAGUAUUAACAGCUAGUUCAGAUAAAACAGCACGUUUAUGGGAUGUAGAAACUGGUGAACUAAAAGAUAUUUUAUCUGGACAUACAGAUGAAGUAUUUAGUUGUGCAUUCAAUUAUGAAAGUGAUACAAUUAUAACUGGAUCUAAAGACAAUACAUGUCGUAUAUGGAAAUAACACUUUUAACAAUAAUCAUUAUCAUGAACUUUCUUUGACUUCUUUUGUGUGUGUUUUUUUUUUCUUAACUCGAAAGGUUUCUUCUAAAGUCCCUUAAAAAAGAAAGUUGUAAUUUUUACUUGAAUUUCAUUUCAUUUUAAAGAAAAAAAAAAGAAAGAUUGCAUUUCUUGUGUAUAUUCACUUACCUCGGUGUUGUAUAAUUUCAAAUCUAAUAUACACUAUUUAUUGCUCA
This is a messenger RNA of Schistosoma bovis, 1937 nucleotides long. Lineage: Eukaryota; Metazoa; Platyhelminthes; Trematoda; Strigeidida; Schistosomatidae. The record is from the annotation of a GenBank genome assembly.